Solea solea (common sole) is the source of this 1675-nucleotide messenger RNA. RefSeq names its product ketohexokinase (gene khk). The transcript has 9 exons. Gene Ontology annotation, molecular function: ketohexokinase activity. Gene Ontology annotation, biological process: fructose metabolic process. Bases 445 to 1500 code for a protein of 351 amino acids. Lineage: Eukaryota; Metazoa; Chordata; Actinopteri; Pleuronectiformes; Soleidae. The record is from RefSeq and is a predicted model, not a curated record.
UGCAUCUGUGUUUACAAAUGUUUCAGAAGCUGAAAAAUGACAUAAAGUCGAAAAUAUUCACUAUUUUAUUGACUUUAGAACGACUACAUAACAAAGUCUGUGAUGCAGUUCCAGGACCAUCGACAGGAGACGUGGUCCAGUUCUGCUCUCGUGGACCUGAUGAUGUUGACGAUGGCGUCUAUGUAACGACAUCAGCAGCUCUUUAAUUAAACCUCAGUGAAAAUAUUAAAGAUUACAUUUGAACAUUUAUGUGAUUAUCCGUCAUUGUUUUUCUGAAUUUAACUGUUGGUGACGAAGAAUCUGCAGUGUCUUGUUGUAAAUGAGCUAUUUCAAAACAGGUGUAAUGACAUGAAGUGAACAGAGGGUGGCAGCACAGCAGUGAACAUGUUGAACUGUGAGAGGAAAUGACGUCAGAGUCCAGAGUGCAGCUGAGUGUGGAUCGUCAUGGACCAAGAAAACAGAAAGAUUCUCUGUGUUGGACUCGUUUGUCUGGACAUCAUCAGUGUGGUGGACAAAUAUCCUGAAGAAGACACUGACAGCAGGUGUGUGUCACAGCGUUGGCAGCGAGGAGGAAAUGCAUCAAACUCCUGUACAGUUCUGUCUCUGCUUGGAGCUCAGAGCGCCUUCAUGGGCUCACUGUGUGCUGGACCUGUGGCCGAUUUUAUUUUGGAGGAUUUUCACAAAGUGUCCAUUGAUGUGUCUCUGGUUUGUGAGCAUGCUCAGUGCGUCGCUCCAGCGUCCGUGGUCAUCAGUAACGUGAGGACAGGAAGUCGUACCAUCCUCCACAUGAACAGUUUCAUUAUGACAGAUUUCUCAUUCCGUUCGAUCGAUGUAUCUGCGGUCAGCUGGCAGGUCAAAGGCCAAACCCCGUGUGCGUGUUGUGUGGUUUGUCCGUCCCGUGGAUCUCGUACUGUCCUUCUGUCAGACAUGAAUCUUCCCGAUGUCACAGCAGAUGACUUUUCCAAAGUUGACCUCAGUCAGUUCAAGUGGAUCCACUGGGAGGGUCGAAACGCUGCAGAGCAGAUUAAGAUGAUUCAGCAUGUGGUGAAGUUUAACGACGCGUUACCACGGCAACAGAGAAUAAGCAUUUCUGUGGAGAUAGAGAAGACGAGAGAAGCGCUGUACGAGCUGUUUCCUCAUGGUGACGUGGUGUUUGUUAGUAAAGAUGUUGCUCGUCACUUUGGUUUCCAGUCGGCUGAAGCUGCUGUGAGAGGAUUGUACCACCGAGUCAAAGAGGGGUCUGUCCUCAUCUGUCCUUGGGCAGAACAUGGAGCAGAUGCUUUGGGUCCCGAUGGCAUCGUUCUUCAUUCUGAUGCUUUUCCUCCUGAAGCGCUGGUUGAUACCCUCGGUGCUGGAGACACCUUCAACGCUGCGGUCAUCUUCACGCUGUCAAAAGGUGGACGUCUACAGGACGCUCUGACCUUCGGCUGCAGAGUGGCCGGCAGGAAGUGUGGUUUCCACGGUUUUGACAACAUCAGUCAAUAUUUCACACAUGAGUGAGACAUCGUGAGACAUCAGAGGUGUUGGCAAACAUGAAGUAAUCGAUAAUAAUAAAUGAUUUACUGAUAUUACAAUCCUAACAAUAACAAACCCAGAAAAAAAGCUGCUAACUGAUGUGAAACUGAAUUCUAACGAGUAUGUGAAAGAAAAAACAAUAAAGAGUUUAUUGAUUAAA